AAACGGAAGCUGAAUAACUAAACAGUAAACAAGACCUACACUUUCCCUCUCAGUUUCCUACUCGCCUUCUCCCUGUUUUUCUCUUUCUUUUUAUUUUCUUGUUUCUUUCUUCCUCGUCAAAAGGGGAAUCAUUUAACUCGUUUUCGACGACUCUCCUUCUCUCAGUCAACGAAUUUUCCAGAAAUCUAACUCCCCGUUUGGUUAUUUGAUCACCUUCUCUGCUAAGUUUCUCAUGCGCUGAUCAUAUAGCUCGAGCUCCCUUUCACUUUCACAUCCGAAGCCUUUCAUCUUUUAAAAACAGAGGUAUUGUUUUAUUUCCUGCCAAUUCCUGAUAGCAGCUACAGUGUUUUCCUUUUCUACUUUCAUUAAAAUAAACCAUGAGUAGUUUCAAGUUAGGGGUGGAGGUGGUGGGUGCCCAUGACCUUGUAGCCAAAGAUGGGCAGGGUUCAUCUAAUCCCUUUGUGGAGCUCCAUUUCGAUGACCAGAGAUUCCGCACCACUACUAAAGAAAAAGAUCUCAAUCCAGUCUGGAAUGAAAGUUUCUAUUUCAACAUCUCAGAUCCAAACAACUUAUCCCACCUCCCUCUUGAAGCCUAUGUUUACAACCAUAACAAAGCAAACAAUGUGAAAACCUGUCUUGGGAAGGUUCGCCUCACUGGAACAUCAUUUGUGCCAUACUCUGAUGCAGUUGUUUUGCACUACCCUCUUGAAAAACGAAGCAUUUUCUCCCGCGUAAAAGGAGAGCUUGGUUUGAAAGUAUUUGUUACUAAUGACCCUUCAAUCAAAUCCUCAAAUCCACUUCCAGCUAUGGAAUCCUCUCUGCAUACAGAUGUAGACUCCCAUUAUGCUACAAUACCAAAAUCAGUCCCAAAUUCAUUUCCCAAAGAGAAAACUGACAAAAGACGCACUUUUCAUCAUCUUUCAAAUGCAAACCAGUCACAACAAAAGCAAAAUUUUCCCUCAGUACCACCGCAACAAAUGAAUUCUGGAGUCCAUGAGAUGAAAUCUGGAAAGCAGCCUCCGCAAAUAUUUCAAAUGUUCUCAGGUUCAUCGUCACAACCACUUGAUUAUGCUCUUAAAGAGACAAGCCCAUUCCUUGGAGGAGGACAAAUUGUUGGAGGCCGUGUCAUACGUGGAGACAGGCCAGCCAGCACCUAUGACCUUGUUGAACAGAUGAGAUACCUUUUUGUACGAGUGGUAAAAGCCCAAGAUCUUCCGUCAAAAGAUGUGGCUGGCAGCCUUGAUCCAUACGUUGAAGUAAAAGUUGGAAACUAUAAAGGAAUCACAAAGCAUUAUGAGAAGAAACAAAAUCCUGAAUGGAAUCAGGUGUUUGCCUUUGCAAGGGACACACUGCAGACAUCUGUGCUGGAAGUUAUUCUCAAGGACAAGGAUUUAGUGAAAGAUGACUUUGUUGGGAUCGUGCGCUUUGAUCUCCAUGAGGUUCCCACAAGGGUUCCACCCGAUAGUCCAUUGGCUCCAGAAUGGUAUCGGCUAGAGGACAAGAAAGGAGAGAAAAAGAAAGGGGAACUGAUGCUUGCAGUUUGGUAUGGCACACAGGCUGACGAGGCUUUUCCUGAUGCCUGGCACUCAGAUGCUAUUGCUCCUGGUGAUAGCACUGCAAUUGCCUCCACAUAUAUCCGUUCAAAAGUUUAUCACUCUCCAAGAUUGUGGUAUGUCCGUGUUACUGUUAUUGAGGCACAAGACCUUGUUGCAGCUGACAAGAACAGGUUUCCUGAUGCAUAUGUUAAGGUUCAGCUUGGUAACCAGAUCUUAAAGACAAAAUCGGUUCAACCUCGAAAUUCGAAUCCAAUAUGGAAGGAGGAGUUUAUGUUUGUUGCUUCCGAACCCUUUGAAGAGCAUCUGAUUUUUUCAGUUGAAGAUCGUGUGGGUCCUAAUAAGGAUGAGACGAUCGGAAAAGCUGUUAUACCAUUGAACUCCGUUGAUAGGCGUGCUGAUGAUCGAAAUAUCCGUACCCGGUGGUACAACCUGGAGAAGUCUUUAUCUGAUGCAAUGGAUGGGGAUCAUGCAAAGAAGGAUAAAUUUCAUAGUAGGCUCCAUGUUUGUGUUUGUCUUGAUGGAGGAUACCACGUGCUUGAUGAGUCAACUCAGUAUAGCAGUGAUCUCCGGCCAACAGCAAAGCAGCUUUGGAAGCCAUCAAUUGGUGUUUUGGAACUUGGAAUUCUGAAUGCUGAUGGGCUCCAGCCAAUGAAAACAAGAGAAGGAAAAGGUACAUCAGAUACGUAUUGUGUAGCAAAGUACGGCCACAAAUGGGUUCGUACUCGAACUAUAGUUAAUAGCCUGAACCCAAAAUAUAAUGAGCAGUACACGUGGGAAGUUUAUGAUCCAGCCACAGUUCUCACUGUGGGGGUCUUUGAUAACUGUCAGAUCAGUGGUUCUGAUGGUAAUAAAGAUAUGAAAAUUGGAAAGGUCCGGAUUCGUAUAUCUACACUAGAAACUGGUCGGGUUUACACACACUCUUACCCGCUGCUGGUUCUCCACCCUUCUGGUGUCAAGAAAAUUGGUGAACUACAUUUGGCAAUACGAUUUUCAUACACAUCAAUGCUUAAUAUGAUGUUUCAAUACUCACGACCCCUUUUGCCAAAGAUGCACUACAAAAGGCCAUUGAGUGUGAUACAGCAGGACAUGCUGCGACACCAGGCUGUGACCAUUGUGGCAGCUCGGCUUGGUCGGGCUGAACCUCCACUCAGGAGAGAAGUAGUUGAAUAUAUGUCUGAUGCAGAUGCCCACCUUUGGAGCAUGAGGCGCAGCAAGGCAAACUUUUUACGCCUAACAUCAGUUUUCUCAGGAUUAUUUUCAGUCGGAAAAUGGUUUGGUGAAGUUUGCAUGUGGAAGAACCCUAUUACAACAGUGCUGGUGCAUGUCCUGUUUGUAAUGCUUGUGUGUUUCCCAGAGCUGAUUUUACCAACAGUUUUCCUAUACAUGUUUCUAAUAGGGGUUUGGAAUUAUCGUCGUCGGCCAAGGUACCCUCCUCACAUGAACACAAGUCUCUCUUGUGCAGAUGCAGUUUCUCCUGAUGAACUAGAUGAAGAAUUUGAGACCUUUCCUGCAUCAAGGAGCUCAGAUAUAAUUCGUGUGAGGUAUGAUCGUUUAAGGAGUGUGGCAGGGCGAAUUCAGACUGUGGUGGGUGACAUAGCUACACAAGGUGAGCGGCUUCAGGCACUCCUAAAUUGGCGGGAUCCUCGUGCCACAACUAUAUUUGUGAUAUUCUGUCUUGUGGCAGCAAUUGUUUUGUAUGUGACACCUUUCCAGGUCCUUGCUCUUCUAGCUGGGUUUUACAUCAUGAGGCAUCCCAGGUUCCGCCACAAGACACCUGCAGCACCAAUUAAUUUCUUCCGUCGUCUGCCUGCAAGGACAGAUAGUAUGCUGUGAAUAGGUUGUGGGAUUUGCAGGCAAAUGUCAGUUUUAGAUUCUGGUUGUAAAGCCUUGGUUUUUUUUUGUUGCCUGUUGUAUGUUGGUGAAUGCACUUGGAGCUUUAUGCAUUAAACAUUAGCUUUAUAAAUUCCAAGUUUUGUUCCCAA
This is a messenger RNA of Theobroma cacao (cacao), 3538 nucleotides long. Its product is annotated as FT-interacting protein 3-like. NCBI's taxonomy places the organism in Eukaryota, Viridiplantae, Streptophyta, Magnoliopsida, Malvales, Malvaceae. The record is from RefSeq and is a predicted model, not a curated record.